Chaetomium strumarium is the source of this 597-nucleotide messenger RNA. RefSeq lists its product as uncharacterized. Gene Ontology annotation, cellular component: mitochondrial outer membrane. Gene Ontology annotation, molecular function: nascent polypeptide-associated complex binding. The transcript has 4 exons. Lineage: Eukaryota; Fungi; Ascomycota; Sordariomycetes; Sordariales; Chaetomiaceae. The coding region runs from base 1 to 597 and encodes 198 amino acids. The record is from RefSeq and is a predicted model, not a curated record.
AUGCUCAGCCUGGCAUCUCGGUCACAUGUGUCAUACGCAGAAGUCGCUUCCAAGGGACCGAAGCAGUCCCCAGAGGAGGCCGCAGCCCCUCCCCCGCCGCAGAUCGCGCACACAACCCCGCUCUCCUCGACGACGGCCUCGCUCGUCGACGUCGACACGCCCUCGGUGCACACGGUGCCCUCGGACUUCGAGUCGCAGGAGAUCCAGACCGACACGCAGGCGGCGCGCGUCGAGCGCGAGGAGCAGGCCAUCGAGGAGGCCGAGGCCGAGGCGGAGCGCGUGCGCGCCCGCGCCGAGGCCGACCUCGCCAGGAAGAAGAAGGCCGCGCGCUACAAGGUCGACAAGGCCGAGUCCUGGCUGGCGAAGCAGUUCCAUGAGAUGUCGGAGGGCCCUGGCGGCGUGCCGCUUGCCGUGGCGAAUAUCCUGGCUGUGGUGGGUCUGAGUGGUUGGCUUGGGUUCCGCGCGUGGGGGUUGUAUGACCGUGGUCGGCUCGGCUGGAGGGAGGCCGGGAUUGGGCUUGGUGUGUUGGGCGUGGUUGGGGUGGUGGAGGGGGCGUUUGUGAAUUUCUGGUCUAAGGCCAAGAACAAGGAGCAAUAG